Melopsittacus undulatus (budgerigar) is the source of this 1281-nucleotide messenger RNA. Its product is annotated as keratin, type I cytoskeletal 19. Gene Ontology annotation, molecular function: structural molecule activity. Lineage: Eukaryota; Metazoa; Chordata; Aves; Psittaciformes; Psittaculidae. The coding region runs from base 1 to 1281 and encodes 426 amino acids. The record is from RefSeq and is a predicted model, not a curated record. Gene Ontology annotation, biological process: intermediate filament organization; epithelial cell differentiation. The transcript is spliced from 8 exons. Gene Ontology annotation, cellular component: cytoskeleton.
AUGGCAUUCUCUACCAGAAGCUCCCAGUGGGGUACAAGCAGCCGCUUUCACUCCUCAGCUCCCAGCAUCAGCGGGUUGACCUCCCGGCAAACAAGCAUCCAAAGGAUGCAGGCACCCAGUGUCUAUGGGGGGGCUGGUGGCUACGGCACCCACAUAUCCAGCAGCACCAGCUAUGGGCAAGGCUUCGGGGGCAACUUCCAGCUGAAUACUAGUGACAAUGAUGUGCUGCUCGCUGGCAAUGAGAAAUCAACAAUGCAAAACCUAAAUGACCGUUUGGCUUUGUACCUGGAGAAGGUGCGUUCGCUAGAAAGGGCGAACUCCCAGAUUGAAAAGCAGAUCAAGGAGUGGUAUGAGAAGAACACCACAGAUAUAAGGCAUGACUAUAGCUCAUACUUCAAAACCAUUGAAGAGCUCCAGAAUAAGAUUGCUGCUGCACAACUGGAAAAUGCAAGGCUUGUUCUGGAGAUUGACAAUGCCAAACUGGCUGCUGAUGAUUUUAGACUGAAGUAUGAGAAUGAACUCCUGCUCAGGCAAAGUGUCGAGAGUGACAUUAAUGGACUUCUACGAGUCCGUGACGACUUGACUUUGACAAUACCUGACUUGGAGUCCCAGAUUGAAAGGAUGAAUGAAGAACUGAUUUUCCUUAAGAAGAACCAUGAGGAGGAUGUUAACAGACUGCGCAAACAAGUGGGGGGCUCAGUUAACGUAGAGGUGGACGCUGCUCCAGGCAUAGAUCUUGCAACUAUGAUGGAAAAUAUGAGAAAGCAAUAUGAAGAAAUGGCAGAAAAGAACCGUCAAGAAGCCAAAGAACGGUUUGAAAAGCAGACAGAAGAACUGAACCAGGAAGUAGCAAUCAACUUUGAACAGCUGCAAACCCAGAGGAGAGAGGUCACUGACAGAAGACAGAUCUCCCAGGGGCUGGAGCUGGAAUUACAGUCCCAGCUUAACAUGAAAAAGGCUUUAGAAGACACUCUGGCUGACACUGAAGCACGUUACAGUUAUCAGCUAGCCCAAAUACAAGAAACAGUUGCCAAUUUAGAGGCCCAACUGAGGCAGCUCCGAGCUGACAUGGAGGGGCAGAAUAAGGAGUACAGCGUAUUGCUGGACGUCAAGACUCGCUUGGAAAUGGAGAUUGCCACGUACCGCCGGCUGCUGGAAGGAGAAGACACUGGUGUCCACUAUAAAUCAAGUAAAAUUAAGAAGAUCAAGACAAUUGUUGAAGAGGUCGUUGAUGGCAAGGUUGUCUCCUCUCAGGUCAAGGAGUUUGAAGAGAAAAUGUAA